Nerophis lumbriciformis (worm pipefish) is the source of this 1533-nucleotide messenger RNA. Lineage: Eukaryota; Metazoa; Chordata; Actinopteri; Syngnathiformes; Syngnathidae. The record is from RefSeq and is a predicted model, not a curated record.
AUGGGCCGUAGCACCGAGGGCAGUGGGCUGAGUGGCACCGUUGUCAUCCCCACUGCAGUGCUCUACGGUUCCUUGGCCCUCUUCACCUCCAUCCUGCAUAAUGUCUUUCUGCUCUACUACGUGGACACUUUUGUGUCUGUUUACAAGAUCGACAAAGUCUCCUUUUGGGUUGGAGAGACGGUGUUCCUGCUGUGGAACAGUCUCAACGAUCCUCUUUUCGGCUGGAUGAGCGAUCGUAAAUUUCUCAGUUCUCCUCAGAGCGGCUCCGAGCUGACGUCUCCAGAGGUGGUCUUGAAGCGACUCCAUGCGCUCUCGUCCAGCGGGCCCCUCUUUGCCCUGUCCUUCCUAGCCUUCUGGGUAGCUUGGGCCACCCCGGGCCUUCAGUUCCUGGUGUGCCUGUGCCUGUACGACGGCUUCCUGACCAUGGUGGACCUCCACCACAGCGCCCUCAUGGCCGACCUGGCCGUGUCAGCCGCCGACCGCACGCGCCUGAAUUUCCAUUGCUCGGUGUUCAGCGCCCUGGGUUCCUUCUCAGUCUUUUUGUCCUACUCGUUCUGGAACAAGGAGGACUUCUACGCCUUUCGUCUGUUCUGCGUGACUCUAGCCACCUUCUCCAUUUUGGGCUUCUUUCUCGUCUCCCGGUUGCUACGGAAACGCUUUCAAAAAGAAAUUCGGCCCAGACUGGAUGAGGCGCACAUGCUCAAAGAGCUCAGUGUUGACCAUGCACCCUUCACUUCACUAGAGCGACCAGUCACCCUCAGACAGUACCUCAAGCAGCUCUCCAGACACAAAAACUUCAUGUGGUUCGUCUCGAUGAACCUCCUCCAGGUCUUUCACUGCCACUUCAACAACAACUUUUUCCCUCUCUUCCUGGAGCACCUGCUGUCAGACACCAUCUCCGCCUCCACAGGCUCCAUCCUUCUCGGCAUCUCCUAUGUGGCGCCACACCUGAACAACUUGUACUUCCUGACGCUGUGCCAACGUCACGGCGUCUACCAGGUCAUCCGCUGGCUCUUCCUGCUAAAGCUGGGACUGAGCGUGGCCAUGCUGCUGGCGGGGGCUGACCGCGUCUAUUUACUCUGUAUCUUUAUAGCCAGCAACCGGGUGUUUACGGAGGGAACCUGUAAGCUGCUGAAGCUGGUCAUUUCCGACCUGGUGGACGAGGACUUUGUGGUCAACCGGCGGCAGCAGGCGGCGUCGGCGCUGCUCUUCGGCAUGGUAGCCCUGCUUACCAAACCUGGGCAGACGUUGGCUCCGCUCAUCGGGACAUGGCUACUGUGUGCUUACACAGGCUAUGAUAUUUUCCAAAGGGAACCGGCUAAGGACUCCCCUGUCGACACCUCCUCAUUCUCGGGGUCUCCGCCGCUCCGUUUGGGUUGCUUCCACAUCCUGGUGUUUGUGCCAAUCACCUGCGCCUUGCUGCAACUGGCCGCCUGGUCGCGCUUCACGCUGCACGGGCGCAAGUUGCAGGGCAUCAAGAGCUCCAGGCAGGGCGCCCAUCAUGAGGACAUGGUGGGUGUCAAAGCCAUAUGA